CUCUGGUGGGCAGGGAGGAAGCGGUGUGGCGGCUGGCGUCCAUAUCAAGGAGGAGCAAUUGCUUUCCAGAUAAUACAACGCACAGGCCAUUAAAUAUACGAUAUUCUCAUAUUGUAAUAAACACAAAGCCUUAGACCUCAGGAAGCCUGUCAGGUUUAAGAGUCGAAGGUGUCCGGGAAAGCGGGGACAGACAUGUCAGAAACAUACGAUUUCCUGUUCAAGUUCCUGGUGAUUGGCAGCGCUGGGACGGGGAAAUCUUGCCUCCUGCACCAGUUCAUCGAAAACAAGUUCAAACAGGACUCCAACCACACCAUUGGUGUGGAGUUCGGCUCCAGGGUGGUCAACGUCGGCGGGAAGACCGUGAAGCUGCAGAUAUGGGACACCGCUGGGCAGGAGCGCUUCAGAUCUGUGACUCGAAGUUACUAUCGCGGGGCAGCAGGAGCUCUUCUAGUGUAUGACAUCACGAGCCGGGAGACGUACAAUGCCCUGACCAACUGGCUGACGGACGCGCGGACGCUGGCCAGUCCCAACAUCGUCAUCAUCCUGUGCGGGAACAAGAAGGACCUGGACGCCGACCGGGAGGUGACCUUCCUGGAGGCCUCGCGCUUCGCCCAGGAGAACGAGCUGAUGUUCCUGGAAACGAGUGCUCUGACAGGGGAGAAUGUGGAAGAAGCUUUCCUCAAAUGUGCUCGAACCAUCCUCAACAAAAUAGAGUCAGGCGAGCUGGACCCGGAGCGGAUGGGUUCGGGGAUCCAGUACGGAGACGCGUCGCUGCGACAGCUUCGCCAGCCGCGGGGCACCACUGCACAGAGCAAGCAGCAGUGCAGCUGCUAAGAGCCCCCCCUCUGUCCUCUCCACAACCCCCCCUCCCCCUCCCCUGC
Molecule: messenger RNA, 881 nt
Organism: Anguilla anguilla (European eel)
Lineage: Eukaryota; Metazoa; Chordata; Actinopteri; Anguilliformes; Anguillidae
Gene: rab4b
Product: RAB4B, member RAS oncogene family
Exons: 7
Coding region: 193-834 (213 amino acids)
Biological process (GO): Rab protein signal transduction; regulation of endocytosis
Cellular component (GO): endosome
Molecular function (GO): GTPase activity; GTP binding
Source: RefSeq, a predicted model, not a curated record